Molecule: messenger RNA, 2175 nt
Organism: Protopterus annectens (West African lungfish)
Lineage: Eukaryota; Metazoa; Chordata; Ceratodontiformes; Protopteridae
Gene: SRP54
Product: signal recognition particle 54
Exons: 16
Coding region: 340-1785 (481 amino acids)
Biological process (GO): SRP-dependent cotranslational protein targeting to membrane; SRP-dependent cotranslational protein targeting to membrane, translocation
Cellular component (GO): signal recognition particle, endoplasmic reticulum targeting; cytosol
Molecular function (GO): ATP hydrolysis activity; GTPase activity; 7S RNA binding
Source: RefSeq, a predicted model, not a curated record
UUGGCCGGAAUGGUGACGAGUAUAAUAGUCUUGAGUGCUCCACAUCUAACUGGUACAUGUUUUUUUCUGUAUUUGAAUAAUACCUUAUGAUUUAGGGGUAUUUGACUUUUGUAAUUCUACAACGUUGGACAGAAUUUCCUUUAAUGGUUGUUUUCAUAUCCGUAGAGUGCUGCCACUUUAAGUGUGUCGUAUAAUUUGAAUUUUGGUUUUGCUAUGAAGUUGGUUGAAUACCGAAACUCUGAUGCCAGUGGCAUUACUAAUUGAACGCCGUGGUAAUUCGAUAAGGAACUGUUGACAGCUUUUAAUUUUUGGGCUUGUUUUGAUAAGUGAGCAGCCAAAAUGGUUUUGGCAGACCUUGGAAGGAAAAUAACAUCGGCUCUACGUUCUUUGAGCAACGCAACAAUCAUAAAUGAAGAGGUUUUAAAUUCUAUGCUUAAAGAAGUGUGUAAAGCACUGUUGGAAGCAGAUGUGAACAUUAAACUGGUGAAGCAGCUGAGAGAAAAUGUCAACAGCAUCAUGGUGAUGCUGGUUGACCCAGGUGUGAAAGCAUGGAUGCCCACCAAAGGAAAACCAAAUAUUAUAAUGUUUGUUGGUUUGCAGGGAAGCGGUAAAACCACAACCUGCACUAAGUUAGCAUAUUACUAUCAGAGGAAGGGUUGGAAGACGUGUUUAAUAUGUGCAGAUACGUUCAGAGCAGGUGCCUUUGACCAACUUAAACAAAAUGCAACAAAAGCUAGAAUACCUUUUUAUGGAAGUUACACAGAACCAGAUCCUGUAAAUAUUGCUGCAGAUGGAGUUGAAAAAUUCAAAAAUGAAAGCUUUGAGAUAAUAAUUGUUGAUACAAGUGGUCGCCAUAAACAAGAAGAUUCCUUAUUUGAAGAAAUGCUUCAAGUUUCUAAUGCUAUACAACCAGAUAAUAUUGUUUAUGUGAUGGAUGCCUCUAUUGGCCAGGCUUGUGAAGCCCAAGCUAAAGCAUUUAAGGAUAAAGUCGAUGUGGCCUCUGUCAUUGUUACCAAGCUUGAUGGUCAUGCAAAAGGUGGUGGAGCACUUAGUGCGGUUGCUGCUACAAAAAGUCCAAUCAUUUUUAUUGGUACUGGGGAACAUAUAGAUGACUUUGAACCCUUCAAAACCCAACCAUUCAUCAGCAAACUUCUUGGUAUGGGUGAUAUUGAAGGUUUGAUAGACAAAGUCAAUGAGCUCAAGUUAGAUGACAAUGAAGAACUAAUAGAUAAGCUUAAACAUGGUCAGUUUACAUUGAGAGAUAUGUAUGAACAAUUUCAAAACAUCAUGAAAAUGGGGCCUUUCAGUCAGAUCUUGGGUAUGAUCCCUGGUUUUGGUACAGAUUUCAUGAGUAAAGGCAAUGAACAAGAAUCAAUGGCAAGACUAAAGAAAUUAAUGACAAUAAUGGACAGCAUGAAUGACCAAGAACUUGACAAUAAAGAUGGUGCCAAGCUUUUCAGUAAACAGCCUGGUAGGAUACAGAGAGUGGCACGUGGAGCUGGAGUUUCUACAAGAGACGUGCAAGAACUUCUAACACAAUAUACAAAAUUUGCACAAAUGGUGAAAAAAAUGGGUGGCAUAAAAGGACUUUUCAAAGGUGGUGAUAUGUCCAAGAAUGUCAACCCAUCACAGAUGGCAAAACUUAACCAGCAAAUGGCCAAAAUGAUGGAUCCCAGAGUGCUUCACCACAUGGGUGGUAUGGCAGGCCUCCAGUCAAUGAUGAGGCAGUUUCAACAAGGAGCUGCUGGAAACAUGAAAGGAAUGAUGGGAUUUAAUAACAUGUAAAUUAUUGUUUGGAACUGCCUUUGUUCUAUUCAUGUCACUAAGGCUUGCUGAAAGUGCAAAGUUCCAUGGCAUUUUACCUUGAAGACCAUCAUAAAGAGGACUUCCCUGUUUUAAUUAUUGUCAGACAUCUCAGAAAUGUUCCCCUCCAGGCUAAGUUGAAGUACUAUUUUAAGGUUUUGAUCUUUUCACAUAAAUCAGCUUACAUUAGGUGGAUGUUUUAUCAGAGUGUAAGGUGUUCUUUAAAGACAAGCACAUUUAUCAAAACUGGACUGUGACUAGACACGAUGGCUUUAAAUACAUUUUUAGUAACAAUAAAGAAAGUUUAUGAACAAGACUGUGUGUUUUAAACAGUAUAAGAAAACUCUCAUGUAAAAUAAAUUUGCAAAGUCU